Molecule: messenger RNA, 3774 nt
Organism: Mytilus californianus (California mussel)
Lineage: Eukaryota; Metazoa; Mollusca; Bivalvia; Mytilida; Mytilidae
Exons: 11
Coding region: 373-1881 (502 amino acids)
Molecular function (GO): S-adenosylmethionine-dependent methyltransferase activity
Source: RefSeq, a predicted model, not a curated record
UUGUCCAGUAACCUGAUCAAAUAUUGAGACACCUCCCUGAUAUUCACAAAUGGCCUCAUAUGACUAAUUCCACUACACCUUUAUGCAGAUAUAAGUGCGUAGAUAAUACCUACUAACAACAGUCCCUUCUAAGUUAGACUGACAUAUUUAUCCUUGAACUAAGCCAACGGAAAAUUUUUACUACAUAUCCAUCUGUCCGUCACGUUUUUCCCCACCACUGAAGUGUGCGUCAUGAAUAUUCAGUAGCAGUAAUUGAAAUCAAUAUUCAUAGCAAAUUCGUUGGUCAGUUCAUAUAAAUAGUAAAAAUCGCCAGAUUCGUUAAAUUUCCAAAUAAAUUUAAACUUGUUCAUACAAUUAACUAAAACGGACAAAAUGACAGAAAGUUCAGCAAGAAAUGCUAUGACAAAAUACUGGGAGGAGCAUUCCCAGGAUGCAACAUUAGAGGAAAUGAUGCUGGAUUCCUCAGCCAGAGAUCUGUGUAAAGAUGAAGAACCAGAAAUUCUUUCAUAUUUACCAAAUUUAAAAAGUAAAGAUGUAGUGGAACUGGGGGCUGGCAUUGGGAGAUACUCAGCAAUAUUUGCUGAGAAGAGUAAAUCAGUUAUAGCUGUUGACUUUAUGCAGAAAUUUCUCAAUAAAAACAUGGAAAACAACUGUAAAUUUAACAACAUAGAUUACAUGUGUUCUGAUGUCACAAAACUACAACUUCUGGAGCAAAGUACUGAUCUGGUGUUUUCUAACUGGCUUCUGAUGUAUUUGGAAGAUGAAGAGAUACAAGACCUAUUAAGAAAAUCACUGACCUGGUUAAGAGAAGAUGGUUAUUUCUUCUGUAGAGAAUCUUGUUUUCAUCAAUCAGGUGACAAACCAAGAGAUCAAAACCCAACAAAUUAUCGUGAUCCAGCUUUAUAUGAAGCCAUCUUUAAUUCAGUCACAAUGCCAUCAGAAGAAGAAGGGAAGGUGUAUGGGCUUGAUUUGGUCUUCAGGAAACCUCUUACUAGUUAUGUAAAACACAAAAAGAACAAUAACCAGGUAGUAUGGUUAGUACAGAAAGUUAAACGACAAGAAGAUACACACGGCUUUGUCACAUUCAGAGAAUUUCUAGAUAAUCAACAAUACUCUAUGAAUGGCGUGUUAAGAUAUGAAAGAAUUUUUGGACAUACUUAUAUAAGUACUGGUGGAUAUGAAACAACAAAGGAAUUUGUAUCUAGACUAAAUCUUAAACCUGGACAGAAAGUUUUAGAUGUUGGAUGUGGGAUUGGUGGUAGUGCAUUCUAUAUGGCUAAAGAUUUUGGUGUAAAAGUAGUUGGAAUAGAUCUGUCUUCAAACAUGAUUAACUUGGCUUUGAAAAGACGAGAGGAGGUUGGAGUUUCUGUUGAGCAAGUGGAAUUUGAAGUUGCAGAUGCUACAAAGAGAGAAUACCCACCCCAUUCAUUUGAUGUUGUUUACAGCAGGGAUACCAUUUUACAUAUAAACGAUAAACCAGGUCUAUUCAAAAGACUCUAUAAAGUGCUAAAACCUGGAGGAAUUAUUUUUAUAUCUGACUACUGUUGUAGUGAGGGUGAACACACUGAGGCUUUCAAGGCUUAUGUCAAACAGCGAGGAUAUAAUCUCUUAUCACCAAAAUCGUAUGGAAAGGUAUUAGAAGAUGUUGGAUUUACCCAAGUUAAAGCAGACGACAGUACAGAUCUGUUCGUAGAAUCACUGAAGAAAGAACUGGUCAAAUUUGAAACAAUAAAGGAUGAUUUUGUAAAGGAAUUUUCAUUGGAAGAUUAUGAAUACCUGGUACAAGGAUGGAAUGACAAGCUAGUGAGAACAUCACAGGGUGACCAAAGAUGGGGAGUUUUAUAUGGUGUUAAACCAACAAAAGGAUCUCUGGACAUUUAAACAGUGAUGUUGAUCUAAGUUAUCAUACUGUCUUCCAUUAUACUGUUGGAACAAUGUAAAUAGUUGACAAGGUUAAUUUAUUACUCCAUGGAUUGUCUUUCAUUUAUUAUUUCGUUAUUCAUCGUGUUUUAAAUCAUUUUGUAUUUUUGUCAAUUAAAAUUGAGAUAAAAUUCUGUAAUUGAAAGAUUGAAUUGUUAUUAUUUUUGUUUUUUUUUUAAGUUUUGUUUGUUUGUUUGUUUUUAUUCUGUUAUUGGAAAGUUAUUCAAAAGAUAUUCUUUCCAAGCCUGACAAUCAAGAAGUGGUAGAUUUGUAAAUAAACUCAGCUUCUGUGAUAAAAACUGAAAGAUUUUGUUAACCUAAAAUUGUUUAAACUAGUUGUCAUAGAAACUUGAUAAAACAAAGAUUAAUGUCUACCAAACUUACAUAAUUCAAACUAUAUGAGUUAAGUAUAGGUUUUAUCUAUACCAUUCAGUUGCAAAUUAGCAGUUGUCUUCUGAACAAGACUUUACACAUGGCAUAUAGACAGGCCAUACAUGUACAAUUCAGAAUAUACCUAGUUUCAAUGUAAAAUAUUUAGAAAACUGUGAAAUUGAAAAAUUUGGUUGAUUAUAAAGGGGUUUUGAAGUGGUGGUCUGACACCUUAAUGCUAUGUAUUUUAUAUUAAUUUGAUCUCUCAAAUGUUUUAUAUUCAUUGCUUUCCAAACUUUUGGGUCUCAAGUUUACUUGAUGACGGUUAUUCCAGAAACAUGUGUCCUUCACAUGGGAAUCAUACUUGUUUUAUUACAUAUAUCAUAUGUUGACUUUUAUAAUUUCAAGAAUUUAAAAGACAAAAUGAAUUCCUUGAUGUUAGAAUCCCAGUGCUGUCUCAAAAUGACUCAGAUGCAAUAUUUUCUUAUUUUUCAUUCUGCCUCGAAAUAUUAUAUUGAGUAAUAUUUGCCUUUUUUUGCUGUAAGUAAAAUAUAGAAAACAAUUUCAGUCAAUAUUAUUCAUAAUACUAUCUACACAUACUGACCUCUGCAUAAAAUAUUUUAAGUACUAUGUACUUACGGUAAAAAUAUCAUUAUAUACUGUAAAAAAAGGUAUUUUCUAUUAUGAUUUGAUCAGCAAUUGUAAAAUUAAUGAUAACUCAGCACUUUUGGUUUUAAUUUUUUCAGAUAAAGACCUAUUUUUCUAUACUGAAAUGUUUGUGUAUCUUGUGUUCUUAUGAAUUUAUUUUCCAAUAGUGAUAUCUGUUAAAAAGAGAGUAUGUUUAAUUAAGGGCAUUUUCAGAGUUCUGGUACAUAUAUAUACAUAUCAUUGCUAUAUACAAGGGACCAAAAAAAGUCAAUAUUGCUGUUAAUCUAUUUUUUAUGUUUGUUUUCGUUUUGACAUUUGAACUGCUUGUCUGGUAUAAAUUUACAAACUUUCAAUUUGUAAAUUAUUACUGAUAGAAAAAUUUAGUUCAGAGUUGUGCAAUUUAUAAUGUUAUCGAAAUUUGGUGCUGUGAAUAAUAUGAAUCUUCUGUAUAUGAGUAAAUGUUAUGUGUUGAAUGAUGAGAGAAAUCAAGAUUAAUAUAUAUAAUUUUGAAAAAUACACCAAUUUUUAUUUUUCAUAAAUAUAUCCAUCGUUUGAUUGAAAAAUAAUUUGGCAAAAAUCAUUCAAAAAUUCUGUUAUUGCAAAUUAUGCCUCCCCUUUUCAAAAAUCCUGGAUCUGCCCCUGAUUGUUCAAAUCAUCAGCAAUAGUUUGGAUGAAUUUAGAGCCAUUGUCCAAAACAUAAUUAUAAAGCAAUACUAUUGUACAGUUAAUCUUCCAUGUAAACUUAUGUCUUUUUGGAAGACAUGUUAUUUCUUUAAAAAUUCAUGAUAUAACUGGUAAUAUUGGGUAAAUUUUUUUUUUUUUGUGUAUAUAUUUCUG